Notothenia coriiceps (black rockcod) is the source of this 1478-nucleotide messenger RNA. It is a transcript of the gene hmg20b, whose product is annotated as high mobility group 20B. Gene Ontology annotation, cellular component: nucleus. The record is from RefSeq and is a predicted model, not a curated record. The coding region runs from base 107 to 991 and encodes 294 amino acids. Lineage: Eukaryota; Metazoa; Chordata; Actinopteri; Perciformes; Nototheniidae. The transcript has 9 exons. Gene Ontology annotation, biological process: regulation of gene expression.
GAAUAUGCAGCCAACCAAUCCCGACUCUGCAUGCCGAUCGACCGACCAAUCCGAUGGCAGGUAGGGUUCUCUUCCUGUUUGGCCGGAGGAAUCAUUUUUCGAGAUCAUGGGAGGGAUCAAACAAGAGCAGAGUGAUGCAUCCAAUCAGUCCAAACCUUCACAUUCAGCAGACCAACCACCAGAGGAGCCAAAGAAGAGAGGCUGGCCGAAGGGAAAGAAGAGAAAGAAGGUGCUACCAAAUGGUCCCAAGGCACCAGUAACUGGAUAUGUCCGCUUCCUAAAUGAACGUCGGGAACAAAUGCGGGCCAGAUACCCUGACUUACCUUUCCCAGAAAUCACCAAGAGACUUGGAGCAGAGUGGACACGAUUGGCCCUGAAUGACAAACAGCGCUACCUUGACGAGGCAGAGCGGGAGAAGAUGCAGUAUGCUCAGGAACUGAAGGAGUAUCAGCAGACGGAGGCCUUUCAGAUCACCACUGCUAAGAUACAAGACAAGAGGAUCAAGAAAGAGGACACUCCGUCUGUCAUCAUCAGCACUCGUUCAGAGCCAUCUAUAUCAAAGGCUUCUGACCUCACAAGCAGGUUCGACAUUCCUAUCUUCACAGAAGAGUUCCUCGAUCAGAACAAAGCUCGAGAGGCUGAGUUGCGACGGCUUCGUAAGGCCAACAUUGAGUUUGAGGAGCAGAAUUCAGUGCUUCAGCGACACAUUAAGGACAUGUACAAUGCUAAAGAGCGCCUGGAGGCUGAACUGGGGCUGGAUGAAAAGCGGACGCAGGCUCUUCACCAACACUUGCUGGCCAUCAAACACACACUGGUCAACAGUCUGUCAUCAGUCCCCUUACCAGAUACAGGUGAGACAGCAUCUCAUGGGAACUUGGACUCAUACCUGACUCGUCUCAAUGGAGUUCUGGAGGGAAACCCUCACAAGCAUCGUGCACUGCUCUCCCAGCUCUGCGAAGUCCUCUCUCAUCUGGACGGUGAGAAGUUAUGAGGAGACUCCAGCCGGAUGGAUUCCCACUGCUGCAUCACAGGGACACCAUACAGGCUCGGCAGGAUUAGGUCAAAUCAGUGCCAUUCAACAGAGCAUGUGGAUAUCUCAAGGAUAGUAAAGGCAAGGGUGAAAACACUUCAAAACACCACCCACGCAGGCCCUGCCUCUUCUUUAUGAAUGUGUCUAUUCAUGCACAAGAGCAUUUGUAAAUGCAAAUAUUUGUGGCGUUGAUGAGGGUUUUUAUAGUUCAGGAAUUCCAUUAAAUAUAAGGUAAUUAUAUCUUCUGAACAGCUUUAAUUAAGUCAAAUUGGUUCGACCCUUACCCUUUUGUAGUGUCAGCAGUUACCUACAGUCACAUGACCUGUCCAAUAAGACAAGCCUAAUUAUUAGUUUACAGUGAAUGCCAACUGGCAUUACGGGGUUUGGGAAUGUGUAUGUUGUAUUAUUUAGAAUGCAUUAAAAACAAAACAACUGGAAAGAGUGAAAA